GUAGUUGUAGUAGUCUCCGCUUGCGUUAAAGUGAGACGACGCGUGUGCGUGCACUGUGUGCAAUUUAAAAAUGUACUUGUUAAUAAUAGCCGCUAUUGCGGCUCUAGUGUUGAUUGUUAAAAUAUAUCAGAAACUCACGUGUGCGUUUUGCCGGUCGAGCGCUCAUAUGGUCGGCAAGGUAGUGAUUGUGACGGGUGGGAACAGCGGUAUAGGAUUAGAGACGGCGAAAAACUUGGCGGAGAGAGGCGCGCGAGUGAUCCUCGCGUGUCGGAGCGCGCGCCGCGCGCUGGCUGCUAAAGAAGAAAUCAUCAAGUUCUCCGGGAAUACCGAUGUGCACUACGUACCGUUAGAUUUGUCAUCCUUCCGCUCGAUAAAGGAAUUCAGUGAGCACAUACAGAAGACGGAGAAACGUAUCGACGUUCUUAUUAACAAUGCGGGCGCCGGGGGACUUGGAAACUACAAGACCGAAGACGGUCUCCACGUCGGCAUGCAAGUCAAUUACUUUGGACCUUUUCUACUGACCUGCUUAUUACUACCGAAGCUGAAAUCCUCAGCUCCAAGUCGAAUUAUAAAUCUGUCUUCGGUUAUACACAAGUACGGCUUAAUGGAUUUCGAUAACCUUAACAUGGAAAAAUACUGGAGCGAUUACUUGGUGUAUGCGAAUAGUAAAUUGUAUAUUAAUUUGAUGACGCUGGAGUUGAGUGAGAGACUGCGGGGCACCGAAGUGACGGUGAACGCGGUGCACCCAGGUAUCGCGGCGACUAAUAUAUUUAGGAAUAUUCCUAUUGCUAUCGUGCGGACUAUGGUGGAGAAGGCAAUAGGGUUCAUGUUCCAGAGCCCGGUGGAGGCGUCGCAGACGGCUAUCCACCUGGCGGCGGCGCGUGAGGUGGCCGGGGUCAGCGGCCGCUACUUCAGCAACUGCCGACAGACACAACCGUCUAAGAUUUCACAGGAUCUAGAUAUUGCCAAGAAACUUUGGACGCAUUCCGCAAGAUUAGUCAAAUAUUCUGAGUCAGACUGAUUUAAUUAGUGUUGCUAGUAGUUACAAUUGGAACGUUGUUAUCAUGACAAUAAAUAGAAAUAUAUAAGAUUCUAGUGAAAUUGAAUACAUAAUAUUGUUUUAAUAUAAUUGUUAUUUAUUAUUUAGUAUCUUACACGUCUGUGGGGAAUAUUCCGUACGCCCUUGGAAGGUAGUGGUGAUAAGUAGAUAAUUGUUUUACAAGAAAUAUAUUUGGGUGGAAAGUGUAUGCAGUGCGUGGAAAAGUCUUGUUUUCUUAUUUUACAAUUUUAAGGCUUAUUUAUUCAAAUAAAAAAGAAGAUACUUUGUGUGUGUUUUUAAAUUUCACGAGACUAGUUUAUAAUGAUAUAACUACAACAUAUUGACGUAUUGACUUAAUAAUAACUGAUAUCAUGUAGAUAGUCUGUUCAACACUGUUCGUUAUGAUGAGUGUUAUGACGUUUGAAAGGUCUAAGUAUAAGACAAGGUCAUGGUCCCUAGUUAUAUUUCUGUUUAUGGUUUACAUUGUUCAUUUGUAGACGGCAUUCAGGGCAAUAUUUAUUGAGUAGUAAUAGCAUGAAUUUAAUUCUGGUCUGCUAAGAAUUAUUAUCAAAUUUUUUUUGUAUUUUCUAUGUAAUGAAUACAGAUAUUCUUUUCUACUGUCUAAACAAUCAAGACUAUUAUUUUAACAACUAUUUAAUUUACCACACUUGCUAUUUAAACGCUACCGUAAGCAUACAAAUAGUAUAAAUGUGUUGACUGGCACUAGUUAAGUAAUUUCUUGUAGCCAUAAUUAGUUCAGCAUCUAGUCCCUUUGCUCUUAUCGCGAGACGGCCUUGUGUCGUAGGUUAAUGUGAUUGCGGUUCCUUGCAACCAUAUUCCUAAAAUGCCUAAACAGAUUAGUCUCAUAAUAUCUAAAACUUAAAACCUAAACCCACUUCUCAAAUUACCGUAUUCCCAAAACGUCUAAAAGUUAAAUUAGCUUAACCCUGAAAUGUAUGAAUUUUUCUUUUAACAAGAUAUUAAUAUAUGUGAUAGACAACAGUUUUCUGACUCUGGUAAAAAUAAUAAAAAAAAUAUUUAAUACAGAUUUUAAUACUAGAUCAGUGUUAGAAGUUA
Leguminivora glycinivorella is the source of this 2116-nucleotide messenger RNA. RefSeq names its product retinol dehydrogenase 13-like. The record is from RefSeq and is a predicted model, not a curated record. The transcript has a single exon. The coding region runs from base 71 to 1021 and encodes 316 amino acids. NCBI's taxonomy places the organism in Eukaryota, Metazoa, Arthropoda, Insecta, Lepidoptera, Tortricidae. Gene Ontology annotation, molecular function: oxidoreductase activity.